AUGGCGGACCGCAAAGCACUUAACCACUACUACCCACCAGACUUCGAUCCGUCCAAAAUACCACGUCGGAAAGCACCCAAAGAUGCGCAGCAAACCGUCCGUCUGAUGGCGCCGUUUUCGAUGCGCUGCAACACGUGUGGCGAAUACAUCUACAAAGGACGCAAGUUCAACGCGCGCAAAGAGCUCGUCGUUGGCGAAGACUACUACGGCAUCAAGAUCUUCCGAUUCUACAUCAAGUGCACGCGGUGUUCGGCCGAGAUCACGUUCAAGACGGAUCCCAAGAACACGGAUUACGCUGCAGAACACGGGGCUAGUCGAAACUUUGUGCCUACAAACCAAGAUGAGCUCGCAGACGAGGAAAAGCUGUUGACCGAGGAGGAAAAGCUGGAGAGGAAGUUGGAAAAGAUGGAGGGUGAUCCGAUGAAGCAAUUGGAGGCGAGGACGAUCGACUCACGCCGAGAGAUGGAGAUUCUAGAUGCGCUGCAGGAUAUCCGGACGCGAAACGCUCGUCUGGAGAGGGUGGAUACCGAUGCGGUGCUCGCAAAGCUGCACGAUCGUCCGCAGCCUGCUUUCGACGCCCACACAGCGAACAGCAACCGCGAGGAUCAACAGGCCAAAGCGGAGCAAGAAGACGAAGCACUCGUACAAAAGUACUUUGGUAAGGCACUCGAUGGCGGCCGUGCGAUUGCGGUCAAGCGCAAGUUGGACGACCAAGACGCGCAGGCUGAACCGGAUAUUGCCACUCUGCUCGCUAUGAAGGCGGCCGCUACAAAGACAAGCUGUAGCGCGUUAACUGCUUCCACAAGCGUACCUGCACCGCCGGUAAAGAAGAAGAAAAACGCCCCCAACGCCUUUGGUCUGGUACGCAAGAAGAAGUAG
This is a messenger RNA of Mycosarcoma maydis (corn smut), 879 nucleotides long. Its product is annotated as mRNA splicing protein YJU2. Gene Ontology annotation, biological process: mRNA splicing, via spliceosome. The record is from RefSeq and is a predicted model, not a curated record. The coding region runs from base 1 to 879 and encodes 292 amino acids. The transcript has a single exon. Gene Ontology annotation, cellular component: U2-type catalytic step 1 spliceosome. Lineage: Eukaryota; Fungi; Basidiomycota; Ustilaginomycetes; Ustilaginales.